AUUCACACACUUAGUUUUCUCUUGAUUCACACACUUAGUUUUUUCUUAAUUCACAAUCCCCAAAAAAAAGAAUCCCUAAAACCCACCAUUUCCCCGCCAUCCUCUUCAACAAUGGGCGCUUCCAGUAGCAAGAAAAGGCGGAAGCCUUGCCACGAUAGGAGGAGCGCGAGGAAUUUGACGGACAAGAUGAGGCUUCUCAACAUUGAGAGAGAAGCGGCGAUGGUGGUCGCGUGCAAAGAGGCUGAGUGGGUGAAGGAGAAGAGGAAGCUGAAGGAGGAAGUGAAGAUGUUGAGGAAGACGGUGGAGGAGAAAGAAGAGAAGAUUAAGGGAAUGGAGAGGUAUUCGAUGGUGGUUCGGAAGAGUGAUAAGGGGUGGCCAUUGUUGGGGACGAGUUUCUUGUUGGAGCAGAUGAAGGAGGAGAGGGCGAGGAGAGAUGAAGUUGUGGAGAAAUGGAAGCAACUCUAUCUUGCCAUUAAAACUGAGCUUGAUGAUCUCAUUCAAAGAACUCAUGGGGAUGCAAUCUAUUGGAAAGUAGAGGAAGAGGAGAUGAUAGAGGAGAUGAAGAAGGAACUGAAAAUGAAGGAAGAGACAAUAAAAGGCUUGAGAGGUCGAAUAGCUUCAAUGGAGAAGGAAGGGUUUGAGAGGAAACGAGAGAUGGAUAUUCUUAAGCAGAGCUUGAGGAUUUUGGACAGUAAGAUGAAUGCAGCUUAUACCACCAAUAAAUAAUAAGAUUUCCACUACUCUUGGUCAGUGUUUGUGAAAUUGGCCUUUCAAACUAUAUUUCAUAUAAUAUGUGUAUAAAUAAGUUGUUUUUUCUUUUUGUAAUUUAUGUUGGAUUUUGAUUUUAA
This is a messenger RNA of Hibiscus syriacus, 848 nucleotides long. RefSeq lists its product as uncharacterized. The transcript is spliced from 2 exons. NCBI's taxonomy places the organism in Eukaryota, Viridiplantae, Streptophyta, Magnoliopsida, Malvales, Malvaceae. The record is from RefSeq and is a predicted model, not a curated record. Bases 112 to 726 code for a protein of 204 amino acids.